UACGGUGGCCGCGACGUGCGGAGCCGACCGGGCUGGGCGGCGGGGCGCGGGCCGGGCCGCGCCGGCCGCAAUGGGCAACCUGUUCGGCCGUAAGAAGCAGCAGAGCCGGGUCACGGAGCAGGACAAGGCCAUCCUGCAACUGAAGCAGCAGCGGGAUAAGCUGAAGCUGUACCAGAAGCGGAUCACCCAGCAGCUGGAGCGGGAGCGGGAGAUUGCCCGGCAGCUCCUGCGCGACGGCAGGAAGGAACGGGCCAAGCUGCUGCUCAAGAAGAAGCGAUACCGGGAGCAGCUCCUGGACAAGACAGAAAACCAGAUCACCAGCCUGGAGACCAUGGUCCAGAGUAUUGAGUUCACCCAGAUUGAAAUGAAGGUGAUCGAGGGGCUGCAGUUUGGAAAUGAGUGUCUGAAUAAGAUGCACCAGGUGAUGUCCAUAGAAGAGGUGGAGCGGAUACUGGACGAGACGCAGGAGGCUGUGGAGUACCAGCGGCAAAUAGAUGAGCUGUUGGCAGGAAGCUUCACUCAGGAGGACGAAGAUGCCAUCCUGGAGGAGCUGGACGCAAUCACUCAGGAACAGAUAGAGCUGCCAGAGGUUCCUUCAGAGCCCCUUCCUGAAAAGAUCCCAGAGAAAGUCCCCGUCAAGGCCAGGCCCCGACAGGCGGAAGUGGUGGCAGCCUCGUAACUUGUGUGGGACUCACGGGGAUUCCAGAGGACUGGGGCCCGCAGAGUUUGGGUGCGUGUCCGGCCCUGGCCGGGCUCCCAGGAGGCUGGCGCUGGGCCAGGUGGGCCGGGAGCUGACGGAGCAGCACAGCACACACAGGGCUCCUGAUCAGGAUGACUACGGAGCGUUUUCCUGGCGCUGCUGUCUUGCUCUCGUUUCUGGAUUAAAUGGCAACAUUCAAACUCUCCAGCCAAACGCAGCUUCUGCAGCUGUGGUUCCCAUGGGCCACGGCCAGGCCCAACGCUCCUGGUGCUGGUCACACCUCCCUCCCCGGGUCGCGCGGCUCCAUGGGCCAGUGUCUCCGCCACCCUGUCUUCUGUGGAAGGCACAUCAGACCUGGCCUCCCCACCCUUCCCUUUCCCUUCUUCCUGCUGCUCCCAUUAGCUGGCAGGGCUUUGGUUAAGGGGGCCCUCCCUUGGCCUGGCUCCCGGACGUGCCCAGUUUCCAUGUAGACUUCGGGGUGGUAACCUCUCUGCUUCCACGUCGGCGUUUGUGGGUGGUGGACCAGGAGGGGUGCGUCCCUGCUGGAUUUUGAUGGCUCUAGGAGGUCUGCCCACCCCAUCACUCCUGGGGCCAUACAGAGGCCCAGUCCUGCUGACAGACAUUCCAGGAUAGCCGGCCAGUGUGGCUGCGGGUCCCCGAGCUGCCAGCUUCAAGCUGUUAGCAGCCAAGUGGAGACUGGGAAGGAUGGAAGUGACUUCCCUAGUUCACGGUUCGUUUUGGAAUUAGACAAUCUCCCUGAGAUUUCACUCCCAACAAGAAGACAAAGGGGGCCCUCUUAGCCCCCCAGACAGGCCAGCCCCAUAUUAAAGUUGACACCCACACA
Molecule: messenger RNA, 1544 nt
Organism: Lipotes vexillifer (Yangtze River dolphin)
Lineage: Eukaryota; Metazoa; Chordata; Mammalia; Artiodactyla; Lipotidae
Gene: CHMP6
Product: charged multivesicular body protein 6
Exons: 8
Coding region: 71-679 (202 amino acids)
Biological process (GO): late endosome to vacuole transport via multivesicular body sorting pathway; vesicle budding from membrane
Cellular component (GO): ESCRT III complex; multivesicular body
Source: RefSeq, a predicted model, not a curated record